UUUCAUCACAUUUUCUUUAUUAUGUUACUCCAAGUUUCUCUUGAGUGGCAAAACUUUGAGGAUUAUCCCGAAAAUCAGUAUCGACAAAUUAAUAACAAAGAUUAUCCUUCAGAAGAAGAUUUAAAAGAUUAUUCGAAUGAUAAAAGCAUUAGUGAUGAACCUACCCCCAAAAAUAUACAGAAAACACUUGAACAUCUUGCCAGAUCGGGUAAUAUGCGAAAUAGUGCUGAUUGGCUAAGAAAACCGGAAAACAGACAAUUUCCGGAAAAGACAAAGAGAAAAGGGAAUAACAACAAUAUAUUUCCGGAAAAUGAAUUGGAGGAAGAAGAAAAUAUAAAAGAUUAUGGUAGAAAUAGUGAAAAUGUUGAAGAUGAAGAAAAUAGAAAAGAUGAAAAAGAAGAAGAUAAUUGGACAAACAAAAAAGAAGAAGAGAUAGUUGAGGAAUAUGAUGAUAAUAAUGAGGAAGAAGGAAUAGAACCCCCAGAAGUUGAUGAAAAGGAAGAAGAAACGGAUGGAAAUGAGGCGAAUAAAAAUGAGGCUAAAAAUAAUUUGAAAACUGAAGAAGAAAAUCCUUUGGAAGAAAAUGAUGAAAAUGAAUUGGGACCUGAUAAAGGAGGAAGGAAGGAUCCAAAUAAAUUGGAGGAGGAGGAAAAUGAAGAUGAACAAUUAAAUAAUAAGAAAGGGGGUAAAAAGCAGAAUAAAGAUGAAGAAGCAACAACUAAUUCAGGGAAUGAAGACAAUCCCACAGACAAAACAAAAGGGGUAGACGAACUUCAACCUCCCGAAAAUAAAAAGGGCGAUGACUUUGCCAACAUGGACGAAAAUGGAUCGAAGUUGACAGAUCAAGAAGAAAAUGAUAAAACUGAUUCAGGACCUCCUACAUCCUCUAAACAAGAGGAAAAAGAAGAAGAAAAGCCUAAAAUACCAGAAGACCAACAGAUUCAAACAACAACAGAAUCACCUUUGCCAACAGAAACACAGUCUAAUACUCCUCCUCCCCCAAUACCCAUCCCUCCACCAAUGCCCGCAAUUCCAGAAAUUCUUAAUACUACAACUCCAGCACCCAUCACACCUCCAAAUACUGAAGGGGAAGAAGAAGACAGGCCGAAUGACUGCAGUUCUGAUCCUGGUCAAUGGAGUGAAUGGAAAGAGACUGGGUUGUGUACGGCAGAAUGUGGGGCUUGUGGGUUGAUUCAAAGAACUCGUGAAUGUCUUUCUUAUAAAGACGGGAAAGGGUGCCCCUGUCUUGGAGAAUACAAAGUAACUGAGCCAUGCAACAUUGGAGUGUGUCCAUAUCCCAAACCUUCUUGUUGUAUGCCCUAUUCUCUGAUUUAUGUGGAAGGAAAUUUUGCCUGUGGGCCUAUGAAUGAGGCGAGUUUACCUUUUUUAAAUGUUUUAUUAUAG
This is a messenger RNA of Meloidogyne enterolobii, 1404 nucleotides long. The record is from the annotation of a GenBank genome assembly. NCBI's taxonomy places the organism in Eukaryota, Metazoa, Nematoda, Chromadorea, Rhabditida, Meloidogynidae.